CCCCCUGGCCCCGCCCGCUCCCUGGCGCUAAGCUUCGCGCCGCUGGGCCCACCCGGCCCAGUCCGCCGCGGCUGUCCGCUGGGCUCGCGCGUCGCGGACUGAGCGUUAGCCGCCUCAGCCUCCUCAGCCACCUCUGCGCCCGCAGCCGCCGCCUCAGUCUCGCCCUCCGCACUGUCCGGCCCCGCCGCCCCGCGCGCCCCCAGCCCCUCAAGCCAGAUGAUGAACUUCCUGCGGCGCCGGUUGUCUGACAGCAGCUUCAUCGCCAACCUGCCCAAUGGUUACAUGACGGACCUGCAGCGGCCAGAGCCCCAGCAGCCGCCCCCGCCGUCCCCCGGCCCGGGCGCGGCCUCGGCCGCGGCCUCGUCUGCGCCCCCGGCCGCCUCUCCGGGCCCGGAGCGGAGGCCGCCGGCGGCCCCGGCAUCCGCGCCGCACCCUGCGCCGCAGGCAGCCCCGGCGCCGUCGGUGGGCAGCAGCUUCUUCAGCUCGCUGUCCCAAGCCGUGAAGCAGACGGCCGCCUCUGCCGGCCUGGUGGACGCGCCCGCGCCCGCGCCCGCCGCUGCCAGGAAGGCCAAGGUGCUGCUGGUCGUCGACGAGUCGCACACCGACUGGGCCAAGUGCUUUCGGGGCAAAAAAGUCCUUGGAGAUUAUGAUAUCAAAGUGGAACAGGCAGAAUUUUCAGAACUCAACCUGGUGGCCCAUGCAGAUGGGACCUAUGCUGUGGAUAUGCAGGUGCUCCGGAAUGGCACGAAAGUUGUCCGGUCCUUCCGGCCAGACUUUGUGCUCAUCCGGCAGCAUGCGUUUGGCAUGGCGGAGAAUGAGGACUUCCGUCACCUGAUCAUCGGCAUGCAGUACGCAGGCCUCCCCAGUAUCAACUCACUGGAAUCCAUUUACAACUUCUGUGACAAGCCGUGGGUGUUUGCCCAGCUGGUGGCCAUCUACAAGACACUGGGAGGAGAAAAGUUCCCACUCAUUGAGCAGACAUACUACCCCAACCACAAAGAGAUGCUGACACUGCCCACGUUCCCUGUGGUGGUGAAGAUUGGCCAUGCUCACUCGGGCAUGGGCAAGGUCAAAGUGGAAAAUCACUAUGACUUCCAGGAUAUUGCUAGCGUGGUGGCCCUCACCCAGACCUAUGCCACAGCAGAGCCUUUCAUUGACGCCAAGUAUGACAUCCGGGUCCAGAAGAUAGGCAACAACUACAAGGCUUACAUGAGGACGUCGAUCUCAGGGAACUGGAAGACAAACACUGGUUCUGCAAUGCUGGAACAGAUCGCCAUGUCAGACAGGUACAAGCUGUGGGUAGAUACCUGCUCUGAGAUGUUUGGUGGCCUGGACAUCUGUGCUGUCAAAGCUGUACAUGGCAAAGAUGGGAAAGACUACAUUUUUGAGGUCAUGGACUGCAGUAUGCCACUGAUUGGGGAACACCAGGUGGAAGACAAACAACUCAUCACUGAACUUGUCAUCAGCAAGAUGAACCAGCUGCUGUGCAGGACCCCUGCCCUGUCUCCUCAGAGACCCUUAACCACCCAGCAGCCACAGAGUGGAACACUUAAGGAUCCGGAUUCGAGCAAGACCCCACCUCAGCGGCCAGCCCCCCAAGGGGGCCCUGGGCAACCCCAAGGAAUGCAACCCCCAGGCAAGGUGCUGCCUCCACGCCGGCUCCCCCCUGGACCAUCAGUGCCACCUUCCUCCUCUUCCUCCUCCUCCUCUUCCUCCUCCUCCUCGGCUCCUCCUCGGCCGGGCGGCCCCACCACCCACGGAGAUGCACCCUCCAGCAGCAGCUCCCUGGCAGAGGCCCAGCCGCCCCCGGCUGCUACACCACAGAAGCCCCAGCCUCACCCACAGCUCAACAAGUCGCAGUCCCUGACAAAUGCCUUCAGCUUCUCUGAGUCCUCCUUCUUCCGGUCUUCAGCCAAUGAGGAUGAAGCCAAAGCAGAGACCAUCCGGAGCUUGAGGAAGUCCUUUGCCAGCCUCUUUUCAGAUUAGCUCUCCAGACACACGGGGGCACCCGGCCCAACGGGGGAAGGCAUCCGAGACAUUUGCCAACAACACUCAGCCAUGCUUGGUGGUGAUGUCCCAUGACCUUGACUUGUGUGGCCCCUUCCUCUGCUCCGUUGUGCUAAGUGAUAUCGUACAGCUCAGAAAGGAACAUAUGAAGGUCUCAGGACAGGUGCCUAACCAGCAAGGGGCACCUGACAUCAGAGAGGAUAGAGCUGCUUUCCUGUAGUCCCGAGAGCUUCCUCUGAGGUCAUCGUUCGCUGUGAGUUUAGUGGCCUUAUUGUGAAAGUGCCAUCAUGUCUUAUUCUUCCUCAUGAAACCAGGAUUCGCUUCAUUGAGGACUCCUGGUAGCUUUACUUAGCUCAGAUGCAGUGCUAAGCAUGCCCCUCGACCCCCCUUAUAGUCAGUGCUGCCUGUUUGGGGAGUAUAUAUACGUAUCCAAAAAUACUCUUGGCUCUAAGUGUUAGGAACUUACCACACCUAGAUCCCUUGUCACACCUGUUUAGCUGUUUAAAACACCUGCCCAGCACACGAGAUUCCUCUGCUGCUGUCGUGGUGAAGCACCUUUAGUCCACUGAUACUGGAGAGAACAAGGAUCUGCCGUUUUCCCCUUUUCCCUCCGCUGCAGUGCGGUUCUUAUGUGCGCGCUGCAGUGAUCUUGAGCUCUGAAGCUGCACUGUAGAGAAUGCAUGCCACUGUAACAGCAGUAUACCAAGUUCUGUGUUCAUCUCCAAAUAAAUGUUAAGACCUUUGGUGUAAUAAAAGCAGCAGCAUUAAUCGGCA
This is a messenger RNA of Hipposideros armiger (great roundleaf bat), 2781 nucleotides long. It is a transcript of the gene SYN2, whose product is annotated as synapsin II. The transcript has 13 exons. Bases 217 to 1986 code for a protein of 589 amino acids. The record is from RefSeq and is a predicted model, not a curated record. Gene Ontology annotation, biological process: neurotransmitter secretion. NCBI's taxonomy places the organism in Eukaryota, Metazoa, Chordata, Mammalia, Chiroptera, Hipposideridae. Gene Ontology annotation, cellular component: synaptic vesicle; synaptic vesicle membrane. Gene Ontology annotation, molecular function: ATP binding.